AUGUUGAAGCCGUUAUUUGGGAAAGCAGACAAAACGCCAGCAGAUGUGGUCAAAAAUCUGCGUGACGCGCUGUUGGUUAUUGACAGACAAAGCGCCACACAAAACGAGCGAAAAGUGGAGAAAGCCAUCGAGGAAACCGCGAAAAUGUUGGCUCUUGCCAAGACAUUCAUCUACGGAUCCGACGCCAAUGAGCCGAAUAACGAGCAAGUGACACAAUUGGCACAAGAAGUGUACAAUGCCAAUAUCCUUCCAAUGCUCAUCAAACAUUUGCACAAGUUCGAGUUUGAGUGCAAGAAAGAUGUGGCGUCGGUUUUCAACAACUUACUCCGUCGUCAAAUUGGCACAAGAUCGCCAACUGUGGAAUAUUUGGCUGCUCGUCCUGAAAUUCUUAUCACUCUUCUUCUGGGAUACGAACAACCGGAUAUCGCUCUGACAUGUGGAUCUAUGCUCCGUGAGGCUGUCCGUCAUGAGCACCUUGCUCGUAUCGUUCUGUAUUCUGAAUACUUUCAACGAUUUUUCGUUUUCGUUCAGUCUGACGUCUUCGAUAUCGCCACUGACGCCUUCUCCACUUUCAAGGAUCUAAUGACAAAGCAUAAGAAUAUGUGUGCCGAAUAUUUGGAUAACAAUUACGAUCGGUUUUUCACUGCCUACGCCGCGCUAACGAAUUCCGAAAACUAUGUGACGCGUCGACAAUCGUUAAAACUGCUUGGAGAACUUUUGUUGGACCGUCACAACUUCAGUACAAUGAACAAAUAUAUUACAAGUCCUGAGAAUUUGAAGACUGUCAUGGAAUUGUUGAGAGAUAAAAGACGCAAUAUUCAGUAUGAGGCAUUCCAUGUUUUCAAAAUUUUCGUUGCGAAUCCAAACAAGCCGCGCCCAAUCACCGAUAUUCUCAAUAGAAAUCGCGACAAGCUUGUGGAAUUUCUGACGGCUUUCCAUAAUGAUCGAACCAACGAUGAGCAGUUCAACGAUGAGAAGGCGUAUCUUAUCAAGCAGAUACAAGAACUACGAGUUUAG
Molecule: messenger RNA, 1017 nt
Organism: Caenorhabditis briggsae
Lineage: Eukaryota; Metazoa; Nematoda; Chromadorea; Rhabditida; Rhabditidae
Gene: Cbr-mop-25.2
Product: Protein CBR-MOP-25.2
Exons: 5
Coding region: 1-1017 (338 amino acids)
Biological process (GO): intracellular signal transduction
Molecular function (GO): protein serine/threonine kinase activator activity
Source: RefSeq, a predicted model, not a curated record